CAUUCAAAAAUUACUCAUUGCAAAUUCCCGGACUGCUUGCAGAGGAGAAGGAAAGGGGCGGAGUAGGGAGGGCUACCGCAGGCGCAGCGCUGGGAGCACCCGGGGCCCGCCUGGCUGACGGCUGGUCCCGCAGAAGCUGCUUGCCAGCGUCUGGCUCCGGUGGCCUCACCAGGAAGCGUCAGAGUCUCGACACUAGGGAAGCUCGGAGCGCCGCCUCCGCCGCCGCCGCCACUCGCCUGGCUAGCGAUCGCGGAGCCCCCUCCCCUGGUCCGGCCCGCGCCGGACGACCGGCCCGGGAGCCUUCCCUGGCAAUGGCUGGCCGCUAAGCCCUGGCUCAGUACGGCAACCCCAGCCCGCUCGGCAUGGCUGCGAGAGAGGAGCUGUACAGCAAAGUCACCCCCCGGAGGAACCGCCAGCAGCGCCCCGGCACCAUCAAGCAUGGAUCGGCGCUGGACGUGCUCCUCUCCAUGGGGUUCCCCAGAGCCCGCGCACAAAAAGCCUUGGCAUCCACGGGAGGAAGAAGUGUUCAAGCAGCAUGUGACUGGUUGGUUGUUCUCCCAUGUCGGUGACCCCUUCCUGGAUGACCCCCUGCCCCGGGAGUACGUCCUCUACCUCCGCCCCACCGGUCCCUUAGCGCAGAAGCUUUCUGACUUCUGGCAGCAGUCGAAGCAGAUCUGUGGGAAGAACAAGGCACACAACAUCUUUCCCCACAUUACCCUCUGCCAGUUCUUUAUGUGUGAGGACAGCAAGGUAGACGCCCUGGGGGAAGCCCUGCAGACCACCGUCAGCCGCUGGAAGUGCAAGUUCUCAGCUCCCUUACCCCUGGAGCUCUAUACCUCCUCCAACUUCAUUGGCCUCUUUGUGAAGGAAGACAGUGCAGAGGUCCUCAAAAAGUUUGCCGCCGACUUUGCUGCAGAGGCUGCUUCCAAAACCGAAGUACACGUGGAACCUCAUAAGAAGCAGCUACACGUGACCCUGGCUUACCACUUCCAGGCGAGCCACCUACCCACUCUGGAGAAAUUAGCCCAGAACAUUGAUGUCAAGCUAGGUUGCGACUGGGUAGCUACCAUAUUCUCUCGGGAUAUACGAUUUGCUAACCAUGAGACAUUACAGGUGAUCUACCCCUACACCCCACAGAAUGAUGAUGAGCUGGAACUGGUGCCUGGAGACUUCAUCUUCAUGUCUCCCAUGGAGCAGACCAGCACCAGCGAGGGCUGGAUCUACGGCACGUCCCUAACCACUGGCUGCUCUGGCCUCCUGCCGGAGAACUACAUCACGAAGGCUGACGAAUGCAGCACCUGGAUAUUUCACGGUUCUUAUUCAAUCUUAAAUACAUCAUCGUCAAACUCACUCACAUUUGGUGAUGGAGUGUUAGAGAGACGGCAGUAUGAAGACCAGGGACUCGGGGAGACGACGCCUCUCACCAUCAUCUGUCAGCCCAUGCAGCCCCUGCGGGUCAACAGCCAGCCUGGGCCCCAAAAGCGAUGCCUCUUUGUGUGUCGGCAUGGGGAGAGGAUGGAUGUUGUGUUUGGAAAGUACUGGUUAUCCCAGUGCUUUGAUGCCAAAGGCCGCUACAUACGCACCAACCUGAACAUGCCUCAUAGCUUACCUCAGCGGAGUGGUGGUUUCCGGGAUUAUGAGAAAGAUGCUCCAAUCACUGUGUUUGGAUGCAUGCAGGCAAGAUUAGUAGGUGAAGCCUUAUUAGAAAGUAACACCAUUAUUGACCAUGUCUAUUGCUCCCCAUCCCUACGCUGCGUUCAGACUGCACACAAUAUCUUGAAAGGUUUACAACAAGAGAAUCACUUGAAGAUCCGCGUCGAGCCUGGCUUAUUUGAGUGGACAAAAUGGGUUGCUGGGAGCACAUUACCUGCGUGGAUACCUCCUUCAGAGUUAGCUGCAGCCAACCUGAGUGUUGAUACAACCUACAGACCUCACAUUCCAGUCAGCAAACUAGUGGUUUCAGAAUCCUAUGACACUUAUAUCAAUAGAAGUUUCCAAGUAACAAAAGAAAUUAUAAGUGAAUGUAAAAGUAAAGGAAAUAACAUUCUGAUUGUGGCCCAUGCAUCUUCCCUUGAAGCAUGUACCUGUCAGCUGCAGGGCUUGUCACCUCAGAAUUCCAAGGACUUCGUACAAAUGGUCAGAAAGAUCCCAUACCUAGGCUUUUGCUCCUGUGAAGAACUAGGAGAAACUGGAAUAUGGCAGCUAACAGAUCCCCCCAUCCUUCCCCUGACUCAUGGACCAACAGGGGGCUUCAACUGGAGAGAGACCUUGCUGCAAGAGUAAGCCACAAAGGGAUUGAAGAAAAGGCCUUUUGGAGAAGUCUUUGGGGUGUUUAGUAAACAGUGGAAAACUCCAUACCACAUUCUAAAUGGACAGCUCAGAAUAAUCUAGCAUAUUUUCUUUCGUGCUUCAAGUUCUUAUGAUGAGACUGUAAAUGAAAGAAAGACAUGAUUCAGGGAGAAAAUAAAUCCAUUCUCUCUGGACUCUUGCCCAGCUAACAAGGCUUUGGAGAACUGUCUUCCAAAACAGGGACACCCACUGCAGCAGAUGCUGUUGUCCCCCUUCCGCCUAUGCAUGGCUAAGGAACCUCACUCCUCCCCGAAGGAGCUGCCAGCCUGCUCUGUGGAAGGAGUAUGCCCAGAAUGCAGUUUGGGGGCGGGGGUUUCUUCUGAACUCCAUUUUUAAGAUAGGCAAAGCUGAGGAAUCCUUUUAAGGUUAUUAGAAAACAUGCCCCCAAAGGAUGGUCCUUAGGUCACACAUCAAAUUCCACCCUCAGCAGACUCCAUACACCAGUGUUGCUGGCUCAAGACACCUGCUGGAGGACGCUAACAUUUACCCUGGUACUGCCACAUUUUCUCCAGAGCAGCUGGCCCUUCUUGCUUCUAUCUGUGAAAUGGGGAAACAAAGCAUUUUUGCUCUCAAUGUGCUUUUACUUCAUGUGGAAGAUACGUGUGACAUGUUCAAUGGUAGGUGCAGAAAGCUUGCAAACUAUAAAGAGAAUUGGAAUUUCCAUAUCAUAGUCUAAUGAGCCACAGCAAUUCUAAAUCACCAAAAUUUGCUAGUCUUUGUCCCCUAGACUAUGCUACUAUGCUAACUAGUUAAGGAUGUUGACAUUUUGAAAGAAUAUGUUCAAUAAAUUAUUUGAAUAAGCAAGAAGCUCAUUCUGUGCAAUAUGAAUAUCUUUAUAAACCACACCAAGGGCCAGGUUGUUGGAUACUUAUAGUACCUUGUAACCAUAAUAGAACAUCCACAAAUGCACCACUUAUACCAGGGAUGUAUAAUGAAGUCAGGGAACUAAUCUCAAUGCUGACAGUCACAAUGCACUGCUACUUGUGCUGUCCCUUUUUUGUUUGUUUUUCUAUGGUAAUUUAAAAUAUAGAGGAGGUAGGGCCACUUGAAGUAAAUUAGAGAACCACAUCCUGUGGUUUCUUGUUAUACCUACUUCCCAUAUUUAAAGGGAGUUUAUUUAAAAGAAAAAAAUGAAUGACAAUCAAACCAAAACAUCAAUGAUCAAUGUCUAUUUAAUUGUGUGAAUAGCUGACUAUUAGGGCCACAGACAAUGGUCUGGUAUGGAAUAGUUCAUUGUGUAGAAUUUGUGUACAAAGUGAAAUCCCAGCCAUUUGAAGGGAACAAUAGUGUAAAGCAAAUCUAUAUAUGUUGUAGAAUAAGUUUUAAAACCCAGACUCAUAAAAUAUAUGGCAAAUAAAAACAGACCUAUGCUGGUAAUUAAAAUUGAAAUUUGAUGACCCCUGGAAAGAAGAGGAAGUGAAAGGUUGCUGGCUAUAUGUGUUAAUCAGGGAAAGGGUUCUGGUUGCAUUUUUAAAAGACACUUAGAGAAUAUGUCACGAAUUCUACAUUUGAAGAAACAGAUUAUGAUUUCUUUUAGCAUUGCACAAAUACCUAUCAACUUUUGGACGUAAAAAUAACCCUUUGCUGACAUAUUAGUAUGUUUAAACCUUAAAAUAACUGAGAGGGAAAUAUUCCAUUACAGUUCUUAAAAAAGAAAAGUCACACUAUAGCUAAUGUAGUGUCCCUGGUAUUUGUAAUGAAGUGAAUCCACCAUUUAAUCAGGUCUAUAAUAUUUAUUGGAUUCACCACAGGUUUUCCUGGGCUUGAGUGCUCAGAAUAUGCUUGAACACUUCACAUCAGAUUUCCUUGACACUUUGAAGUGUGUCCUAGACAGUGUCUUUACUUGUGUAAAAUAGAGUUCAGAAUAGGUUAUCCUCUCCAUCUCCCUCAGUUGUCUUAGUCCUAUGAUGUCCUGAUAAAUCAGUUUGACUGGGCUGCAUUCCAAUGUCCUUAGUCUAAUACGGACACAGCCUUAGGCAACUGCCUACCUGAGCCAAAGGAAGCAGAGAUCUAAAACAAUUUUCUGAAUAAUUUAGGUAGAGAACCCUGAGUACAAGAAAGAGUUUAUUCCCCUGCUUUAACUAUCCAAAUUGCUUAUCAAAAUGGCUGAAUAAUCUGAAUUCACAUUAAAAUCUCUUUUGCACAAUUACCUAUUAAAAAAUUUAACUAUGGACUCCAACUAAGGAAUUCUUUAGAAAUAAUAUUGAAUCUAUGUGUAAUAAAAGAAACAACAGUAUUACCAGAUUUCAUCUUCUUACAAAAAUUAUAAGUUGACAUUACAACCUGAAAUUGUGGCUGGUUCUUUGUGAUCUGAGAUUGAUGCUUAUUAGAAUAAAUGACCUGUAAGGGAAGGAUAAAAAAGAAAAAAAGGGAGGAAAUGCCAGAAAAGAAUAAUCAAAUGGUUUCUUAUACAAAAGAAAAAAAUUUUAAUGUAGAAAGUUAUCUGAAAUAAACUAGGGGAAAUGAAAUUAACUAAAGGAUUUAAUCUGGGAUUACAAAUCUGAAACCGUUUUCUGCUUCUACAAAUGUGUCACAUCAAUCUGCUAAUGCCCCAGUAUUAUUCAUAGAUAGGACUUUGUUUUCCAUGGUUUUAAAAUGCCACAUCUAUUCUGCCAUGGACUAGAAUAAUUGGCACAUUCUAAUGCAUAAACCGAGGGCUCCGUUUUCCCAGGCUCUCUCCGCCAUCACUGCUUUCCUAGUGAGGAGCUUCUUGCCUCGCCCAGUAUGGCACUGAGAUUACAGUGUUGCCCAUCACAUUUAGAUUCCUGGAAUCUAAAUGGCCAAUUAAAUAGCCAGCUGAUGGCUGAAAGGCUUGGAGGAGUUUCUACUUUUUAUUUUAAUUAUACUUUUAACCAAAGAAUUGUUUUAAAGUUAUCUUAUAUUUGAAAGAUGAUUUUGCAAAAAAAAAAAAAAAUAAACAAAAUAAAAAAUAUACCUUCUGGAGUGAUAUCAGUUUGGUAAGUCAUCAUUGAUCAUUUUCUUGUCCGUAGUGUUCCAGACACAUAUAGAUUGUCUUCCCGUUGUGCAUAGCAUUACCAUAAAUGUAUCUUUUCCACUUAACUAGCUGUAUUCGUAUUAAAAUGAAGUUUCUUAUUUCAAUUACCUAGUGUCACUGGGAACUAAUUGAACAGCUACAGGAAGAGAAGUUCCUAUCUCUGUUGCUUUUGUAGAAAGGGUUCCCUGUGUGGUCAAAGGAAAGCGUUCCUCCGUAACCUAGGCACUUGGCAAUGCCAGUGUUUAAUUUAAAAGUAGUGGUGAAUUGCUCUUUUGAAUUUACUCUGAGUAAUGCAUGUGUUGGAAUACAGAUGAACCUCCGUUUAAUUUUCACAGAAAUCAGCACAGUCAACUGUACUGAGUCUUCAUGAAGUUAGAUAAUGAGGCUGGAAUGAUUUGCAUUUAAAUUGUAAUCCAGCACAUGUGUGAGAAAGAAGAGGCGCUUGGCUGACAAGGCUGCUUUAGAGGGAGGGGAGACAGGCGUAGGAGGGCAGGAAAAAGAGCGAUUGAACGUCUAUUUAGGUUAAUGUUCAUGUUACAAAGGUGAUGGGGGAUAUUUUGGUAGGUGACGGCAGAUGCUUUCCAUUUUUAAAUGUAGGAUUAAAAUUGAAUUUGCUUCUCUUUAAUACUUCCACAUAUUGAACUUUCCUUGGAAAGUGACUAGUUAUACUGAAAAUUCAAGGAAAGGGGGAAAAAGAUUUCCUCUAAAUGCAAAGAGAAUAACUUGAUUUUAAAUACAUGUAAUAUUAGGUUUGAUGUAUGUAGGCUUAAAAUUAUAGUGAUGAGUAGUCAAACUUAAUAUGCAAUCAUUCCUUACAAAUAUUUUAUUCGGUACCACUUAGCUGCCAUUACUCACACAAAAAUCAGAAUUUUGCAGCUGUUCAACUAUUCAUGGACUUUGUACAGGAUACAUAUGUGUAAUGAAAAAUGUGUACUGGUUCUUUCUUUUAUUGCCACUCAAGAUGGGAAUAAGAUCCCAAAGCCUUUUGGUUAAUGCAUAGACCAUCCUAAACCUGCUAUUUUGGGGGAGGCAAUUGAGUUCUUUCUCAUUUAUUAAAAACUAUUGUAUCAUUUUUUUUUCUAUGUGAUUCAAGUGUAUUUAUUUUUUAAAAAAAGUUUGUAAUUAUAAAAAAGAAAACCUCAUUUAACUGUAUUGCCAAAUUUCUUGUUCACUACCCAAGCACACAUGCUUUCCUGGCUGAGAGCUGUCCCCUCUUGAUACAGCUAUGGCACUGUUGUAAUUAGUUCUUUCCAUUCCAGGAGCAUCUCCAUUGAAAUGGUUCAUAGAUGAUUUAAUAAAGAGAAACUGUGUCCUCAGUCAA
Molecule: messenger RNA, 6665 nt
Organism: Marmota monax (woodchuck)
Lineage: Eukaryota; Metazoa; Chordata; Mammalia; Rodentia; Sciuridae
Gene: Ubash3b
Product: ubiquitin associated and SH3 domain containing B
Exons: 14
Coding region: 439-2283 (614 amino acids)
Biological process (GO): regulation of release of sequestered calcium ion into cytosol; peptidyl-tyrosine dephosphorylation; regulation of osteoclast differentiation
Cellular component (GO): cytoplasm
Molecular function (GO): protein binding; protein tyrosine phosphatase activity
Source: RefSeq, a predicted model, not a curated record